Molecule: messenger RNA, 1050 nt
Organism: Fusarium coffeatum
Lineage: Eukaryota; Fungi; Ascomycota; Sordariomycetes; Hypocreales; Nectriaceae
Exons: 4
Coding region: 1-1050 (349 amino acids)
Biological process (GO): carbohydrate metabolic process; chitin catabolic process
Cellular component (GO): extracellular region
Molecular function (GO): chitinase activity; chitin binding
Source: RefSeq, a predicted model, not a curated record
AUGUCAUCUGAAUACAUGAACGCCGUGUACUAUCCCUCGUGGCGCUGCUACAAAGAGCGCCCUCCAUCAUGCUUGGAUACCUCCCACAUCACACACAUCUUCUAUGCCUUUGUCGGCGUCAAUGAGGACGGCACAUUGCGAGCCCUUGACGAUUGGGCUGACAAUGAAAAAAUGGUCGAUGGCGAAAAAGGCUGCCUCGCAGCGAUCGCCAAACUCAAGAGUGAACACCCGCAUAUCAAGACACUUGUUUCCAUCGGUGGCGGCUCCAGCAGCAAAGAGUUCCCUGCCCUCGCAGCGAGCGAAGAAGCCAGACAAACUUUUGCAUGCCAAAUCAGUGAAUUUUGCGAAACCCAUCAAUUUGAUGGUGUUGACAUUGACUGGGAGCAUCCUCAGACCCCCGAAGCAGGACACGAUUAUCUUCUCUUCCUCCAGGCUAUCCGAGGGACCAUGCCAGCUUCUCAGUACCUGCUAACGAGUGCCCUUCCAACGGGAGAGUACUGUCUCAAGCAUCUCAAUCUACCAGAAGUGGCCGAGUUGCUUGAUUUUCUCAAUCUCAUGGGAUAUGACUUCACAGGAGGAUGGACAGAUGUUUGCGGGCAUCAUGCACAACUUCUACCUCCGAAUGGGGACCUGAACGAGGUGUACCCGACGCUCCGUAAGUCUUGUCAGCGCGGUAUCGAGUAUUUGAUUGCAAAUGGCUUUCCUCGUCACAAGAUUGUACUGGGUAUCCCGGUAUACGCCAGAUACUUCGGCCAGGCACAUGCACCAGGUCAUCCUUUUGAAGGUGCAGGUGAGAUCGAUUACUGUGAUUUGCCGGAUGAUUGGGUGGCGGAUGCAGAGGUCGAUCAAGACGUUGCGGCGGCCUCUUUUGUUGACACUGAAGGAGACAAGGGCUUUGUGUCGUUUGAUGUUCCCAGCACAGUUGCCAUCAAGGCAGGAUAUGCUAAAGCCCUGGGUCUGGGUGGGCUAUUCUACUGGACAGGAGCUGGUGAUCGCAAGGACCAUGAGAGUUUGGUCACUGCAGGAUGGAUGGGACUCAAUUCAGACUAA